ACCCGGCUGGUGAAGAGAUUUUUCACCGCGCGCCCCCGGGUGAUGGGUUCAAAGCAGAACGCUUCACCUCACGACAACAGCGCCAUGCGUGCGUUCCUGUUGGCCCUUCUUCCGCUGGCAUGGUGCCAGGUGGCCAUCCCUGAAGACUUGGAGUGUCAGAAGGGCCCGCAUGCGGAAGUUUGGCUCGCCGCCAAGCAGCGCUUCCGGGCGCUGCUGGAGGAAACGCCCGGCGCGCUGCGCUCCCAGAAAGUGAGGUGAAGGCGAUGGUGGAUGACACAAUCGCCAAGGUCAAGGCGGUUGGGGGCUUCGACGGCACUGCUACCAACGAGUGUGGCUAUGGCAAGCUGGCUCUCCAGAUGCUCUCUGUGUGCUUGGUGAAUGACCCCAUGGGCGUGGCGCAGACGGUGCAAAGUGCUGGGGAGUCGUUCGCGUCGCCGGUGCUGACGUUGCUUUUGGACAUCCCUUGGGUGGCCACGGCAUUGAGUGGCUGGCCACUCUUCGGUCUCUUGGCGCAGGUCAGCUUGCGCAAGGCUGAUUUGCUGAAGGACGUGAUCAACCAAGAAGGCAUCGAUGGCCUGGCCAGCAAGUCCAGCCGCAGCUACUUCGAGGCCAUGCGCAGUGCCAUGAACUCCUCGGACCUGGGGUCCAUGGCGGAUGCGACCCUCAAGUACUUGGAGGAUCCCGAGCCUACAGGCGAGGGCGGCGUGCUGGGUGCGCUCACGGCUUUGGCCACCCAAGCGGCGGUGCAGAGCAGCGUGCAGGAGCGUCUGAACCUGAUCAACGGCUUGCAGGAGGCCAUGAAGAAGGCGGUCCGCACCUCCGCGGAUCUGGACCUAAUGCUGGCGACCCGGUGGCCUCUGUGGAGCUUGAUACACUUCACUGUCGAUGCCAUCAGCGUGGCCUGAGUCGCUGUUUCAAUCACUCUCCCAUCUCAAGGCAGCCAAUCG
Molecule: messenger RNA, 947 nt
Organism: Effrenium voratum
Lineage: Eukaryota; Dinophyceae; Suessiales; Symbiodiniaceae
Source: the annotation of a GenBank genome assembly